CGGGGUGAGCCAGCAGCCAGGCUGGAAAUCUCCUUGGCGCACCUGCUCAUUAACCUCGGCAUAAUUAACGUGUAGCAACACGGGCUGUUUAUUGCACAGAGUGCCGGCCUGGGGCUCCCGAGCAGUGGAAGCACAGCUCCAGGUUGGUGCAGAGACCAUGGGAUAUCAUCAAAAUCCCCUUCUGGGACAAAAUGAGCUGAUGGGGUCUCAUCCACGCCCCAGGGGACUCUGAGCACUGGAUCUGGGAAUGGGCCCUCCCCUGGGCUCUCCAAGUGGGACUCACGACAUGUUGCUGUUUCUCAAGGGGGAAGAACAAGGUGACAGUUCAGCUGCUGCUCCUGAGAUACUGCUUCAAGGUGAGCAAGAGCCCAUCCUUCGAAGUCCUCCCCACGAUGCCGCCGCUGCUGCUGCUGCUGCUGCAGAUCUCCUCCAGCUGCCUUUGGCUGGGACACGGCGAGGUGGUGACGUCUUUUGAAAGCUCAUGCCCGCAGUUUUUCUUCCGGGAAACCCCCCCGAAUGACGCCCUGGAGCCAGAGAACCCAGCCUGGAUCUGCCAGCGCUACAAGAACCAGUAUUACUUUGCCACCCUGUACGACAGGAGCAGGCGUAUUCCCGUGUACUCUGCUUACUUGUACCAGCCUGGGCCUGGCACAAGACCUAAAACAUGGCUGGUUGAGCCCCAGCUGAUGGGCUUAAGUUAUCCCAAAACGAUGGAAAAAGAAUGGACCCUCUUGAAUUAUUUCAACGUCACUUUAGAGCAGCUUGGCAAGAGCCAGGCUGUCCUCCAGGACUACAAGAACCUGACAGGUUUGAACCGGGGUCACUUGAACCCCAGUGGCCACCACCCCGACUCCAUCAGCAGGACAGCUACCUUCAGCCUCACCAACAUAAUCCCCCAGGACGAGAAACUCAACGGCGGUGCCUGGAACAACUAUGAGCAGCAAACCAUGAUGAGGAGGACGCAGGUCUGCAAUGCCACCUACGUCGUGGUGGGCGCCGUGCCUGGGAACAACUACAUCGCCAAGGGUAGGGUCAACAAACCCAGCCACAUCUGGUCGAGCGCCUGCUGCGAGGUGGACAACAACCACAGAAAGUCUUGGGCAGUCAUUGCUGAGAAUGACAAGAACGAGGUCCAUCUCCUCACGCUGGGGGAGCUGGAGGAGGUGUUGACCGAGCUCUAUGGGAGGGAGCAGGUUUUUCUCUUUGACAGCGACUGUCCCCGGGAAUGAGCCUCCUUGCACCUCCUGGGUGUAAAAGGGAGCCACUAGCAGCACCGUGUGCACUGUGUGCCAUUCAUCCUUCCUUCUCUAGCUCUGUUUAUUGGAGCAUCUUCUCUCAAAAAAAAAAAAGGAAGGAAGAGGCCAGCAGAGCCCCCACCUGGUUUGCUUUCCUACUCUGCUGCCCACCCUUGCAAUGAAUCUUCAUGGAAGGGUCCCUGGAAGCUCUGGAGGGGCAAUCUGAAUAAAAGCCCAUGGGCAAGGAAAUUGGAGCUUGUCACUAAGACUAGAGAGGGUAUUUUAUUUUGUUUUUCCCUUUUUCUACAUGCCCAUAUACAGACUGUAUUUCCUUCCCCUCUUCAUUUGGUAUGAUUGAUAGCAUGCCGCUGUCUUCUCCCUUGCCUUCUUGGGAAAGGACAUGUGUUCCAGAGACCUCAUCGCUCUCUAUAGGUACCUUAAAGGAGGCUGUAGAGAGGUGGGGGUUGGUCUAUUCUCCCACAUGCCUGGUGACAGGACGAGGGGGAAUGGGCUAAAGUUGCUCCAGGGGAGGUUUAGGUUGGAUAUUAGGAAGAACUUCUUUACUGAAAGGGUUGUUAGGCAUUGGAAUGGACUGCCCAGGGAAGUGGUUGAGUCGCCAUCCCUGGAGGUCUUUAAAAGACGUUUAGAUGUAGCCCUUAGUGAUAUGGUUUACUGGAGGUCUUGUUAGUGUUAGGAUAGAGGUUGGACUAGAUGAUCUUGGAGGUCUCUUCCAACCUAGACGAUUCUGUGAUUCUGUGAUUCUGUGAUUCUGUGAUUAUCCUACUGACACAGCCAAGGACAACAGAAAUGGACAGAGGAAGAGAGGAAGGUGGAAAGAAGGAAGGUGAAAAGGAAGAAGGCAACUUAGCAUAGGAGGAGCAUCCCAGCUCUCUUGAGGUCUGCAAUGAGGUAAAACAAGGAGAAGGAAGGAAAUAACCUACAACGAAUCACUAGGCUCCCUAACCCUGAGCUUACAUGAAGGACAUGCUUAUGUAAAUUUACUAGCAGAUUUUUUGUUUGCUUGCUUUUGGACCCUGUAUCUUGAGAACAAGUGCUGAGGUAACAGGCAACCAGGCUCAAGGAGCAAAUAUACAGCAGACUUUGACCAAUCAAAGAUAAAUUUCGGCAAUACGCUGGUGGGAUAACUUCAUUUUCUGCUCCACUUCUGAACCUUUUCCACAGAUUUAUAUGUAAUUGAUUUUUUUUUUCCAUUGUAAGAUCUAUUCAUUGGUAUAAAAAUUCAAUAUAUGGCAUACAAUUUAGCUUCUGAGUAGUUCACAAUAUGAAUUAUUUGUUCCAGUGCUGGAUCUUAGGGUCACCUUAUAUGUAAACCAGAAGUUACUUCCCACUGAAAUUUCCACUCCUGGUAAUGCCCUGGUGCAUAAGGCUUCCUUGCCAAAGGCAGGCUGUCCACAUCCGAUCUGAAGAUGCCAUAACACUUAUGGAAGUGUUACCAUCAGAGUCCUGCUACUUUUCCCAUAAACUUGCACACAUGAGGUGGACCAUGGUGUCAUCACGGUGGAUCAUUCUCCAUGUGUGCAGGGCCUCAGAGCUCUGGUUGCAGAGAUCAGCUCAGCUGCAUAAAUAGAGGCAUCCUGGGCCAGCUGAGAUGCCUUGAGGUAUACAGUGGGGCUGGCUGAUCUGCUGCAGGGUCCUGGGGACACCUGCACCCACCCGGGCCAGCAGUCAGGAUGGAUGUGGGUCCUCAAGAGCGUCUCCAGAGACUCUGAACACCUGAGUGCAGGCAAUCAGGUCUGGCCCCAGACCUCUGCGCAGUGCCAAGUAGCAUCAUGGACAUCUGCUUCUGUCAUCUCUGGCUGCCUUACCAAGAGCAGCAAUAAUAAUAACUCAACUUACAAUAACUUAAGCAGCAAUAAUAACGCACUUUUUGCCAGCUGUGUUGCUCAGUGAGGUAGGAGAGUAUUUGUGGAGGACAAAGUCAGGAGGAAAGUCAGGGGCCACACUCGUAUUUUCCCCUUUCCUGAUAGUCCCGUGUGGUCCCAGGUCCCCUGCCCGAAUAUUUCAGAUCAUUAGAAACCACUGAUGGGGUGAAACUGCUGCUGCUAUUUCAGGCUGAGGGAGCCCAGCAGCCUCCUCUGUGGUUACUCAUGGGCCUCCUCUGACUCUUUCAACCCACCUCCUCGUGCCUGAAAACCGCACUCAUCCUCACCGCUCCAGCCACCCCCGCUUUCCAGGCCCUGCUGGAAUCCCCCUGGCUCCCCAUGGCCUGGCCACCCCCUGACUCACACCUCCACCAGCUCCCUGGCUCUCCCCAGGACUGUUUCCCCCGACAGUACCCAGAAAUGCCCUCCCCUCCCCUGCGAGCACAUGAAAUGCAUGGGAAGCCAAAGUAAAUGAAUCAGCUUGGAGGCUGUCUUCCAGCAGAUAUCAGGGGCGAGCUGAGCAGAGGGCUGCCCCAGCCCCAAGGUCCCCAGCUCCUGGACCAGCCUCUGGGCAGCUUUCUUCUGGGGUUUCCUCUGGUUUCUGCUGAUCCUGAAUAUGAAUGGGGCACAGGGACAGAGCCCAAAGCUGCUCCGUGAGCCGUGCGUGUGCCUGCUGGGAAGAUGCAGCCCCCCUGAGCUGGGAAGGUAACGUCACAGCUUGCUCUGCUCUGUGUCCAUCUGUCUGUGGGGGGAGAUCUGGGUGCCAGCGGGACUUUGGAUAUGAAGGAAGAAGUGGUUAUUAGUGGGGGCUGUAGGGGGAUGCUUUAAGCUCAGAGCUAAGCUCAGAUGCUGGUUGCAUCACCUGCUGGGGCAUCUGAAGGGGCACACAGCUGUGCAAGCAGCUUCACCCAGAGGUCCUGCCACUGCCUCUAGGUGUUACCCAUCCCAUAAAACAAGCAAACGAAUGAACAAAAAAGCCUAGCAUUUAAUUUCUUGUUCAGCCUGGAAACACACCCAUCACAUUGCAUGUCUCUGAGAAACCCCUCUGGCCAAUGGAGGACCAAGUGUCCUUCCCAGGCCACCUCUCCAUGUAUGUGCAGUGGCCAACCAAGCACAAGACAGGCUGGCAGCAGGACUAAGGUGCAGAAGCAACUUCCCUUCAAAUUCCCGGCGUCACUUACUAUUUCUGGCAUUGCCACGGGCUUCCUGUGCGGUCUAGACCGAGGCAUUACACUGUGCAGCAAUGGCUGGGUUGCAAACACCCCCGUACGGUGUGGGUGGAGGAAGGAGAGCAGACAGCAGCACGGUGAGCAGGCUGUUUUGUCCUGCCUGCAGCAGAAAAAGGGUGAAUUAGCAGGUGAGGAGCUCAGAGGUGGGGCAUCUCAGCUGCUUCUGUUGCCUACACCCUCAUGCCACAAGGUGGCUGGGCUCUCAUGACAGCAGGCACAACCCGUGCCUUGCUCCCUCCCACAUUAAAUAAGGUUAAUGAUGCUUUUGUUCCUCGUGAAGAUCUGAGGGGUUCCAGGCUGCAGGUGCUGCUCUCCUGGCGGUUCAGGAGAUCUGUGGGCACAGGAGACAGUUCUGCCCCUACACAAACCUGGCUAGAGCUGAGCCUUGUCCCCAUCCAGGAACCAUUCAAAAGGGUCCUGCUAAGUUUUUAGCACACUGAGGACUGGUGGAAGAUGUUUUCUCCCCACCUUUGGGAAGAGGCAACCAGGAGGUACCAAGGCAAGACAGGAGAGGUCUUCCCAUGGCACCUGGGGUCUCUGAGCAUCUCCAGUCCUAGGCCCCUAUUGUUGAACAUCUAAAAGAAAAAAAAAAGGAUAGUGGAUCUUUGCAUUUUUAUAGCAUCUUCUGUCUGAUCUUUGGUAGCUUUACUCGAAUCAAAGGGCUAAAGCAUGGCUGGCAACUCCUAGAGCAAAACCCAGUGUUGGAUAAAGAGUGUCCUGAGUAUAAGGACUAAAGGCUUGAGACAGCUAAGUCUGAUGAAAGCUUAUAAAAGAGGAGUGGCACAAAGAAAAUGUCUGGGUCCUUGGAUAUGUUUUCAUAGAGGUAGCACAAGUGUAGAUCAGGAAAACAUCUGAGAGAUUAGCCAUAAACUGGACUUGGAGGAAACCUUCAGCAGGAAGGAAAAUUGAGAAGAAAUUAUCAUUUUUUAACUGGUGAAAAAAGAGAAGAGGAAAAAAAAGCUGAAAGGCUUUGUGCUGUGUCUGUAUGAUUCUGCACAACACUCAGGAUAUUUGCUGAAAAUGAUUUUUUUAGCAUGUCAUGAUGAUAUCUGUGAGAGCAAUAUAUUCAGGUCUCCUACUAUGAAGUAAAGUUUGCUUUCUAAGUAUCACAUGGGCAAGUAAAGUAUUUAUAAUGUAAAUUU
This is a messenger RNA of Cygnus olor (mute swan), 5489 nucleotides long. RefSeq names its product endonuclease domain-containing 1 protein-like. Lineage: Eukaryota; Metazoa; Chordata; Aves; Anseriformes; Anatidae. Bases 393 to 1229 code for a protein of 278 amino acids. The transcript has 4 exons. Gene Ontology annotation, molecular function: hydrolase activity; metal ion binding; nucleic acid binding. The record is from RefSeq and is a predicted model, not a curated record.